Molecule: messenger RNA, 4179 nt
Organism: Athalia rosae (coleseed sawfly)
Lineage: Eukaryota; Metazoa; Arthropoda; Insecta; Hymenoptera; Athaliidae
Gene: cue
Product: protein cueball
Exons: 8
Coding region: 393-2204 (603 amino acids)
Source: RefSeq, a predicted model, not a curated record
GGAUUCAACUUCGGAGCCUCGCCAGUCGUCCGCCGAAUUUCUCUGCUCUAGUAUCUCUCUCUCUCUCUCUCGACUACUAACAAAUGAGUUAGUAAAAACAUGUGUGCUUAAAUGCUCACUCGAUCAACGCACACAUAUGCCUGAAAAGCGUUCGUCUUCUCUAAAAAAAAUACAGAGCGAUUCCACACUCCGGUUUCAGCCGUCGUCGGCGGCUGCAAUUUUUUUUUUUCGGGACCGCAAAUUCACGCGUGCGAGAAGCAGAAGAAUCAGAACUUAGCAGACAGUAUAACAUUACCUGUCGAGUGCGCGUGCUUAUUUGUCGCGAAAAAUUUAGUUCGCUGUUAAUUAGUAGUUUUUUUUUUCAUUUCAUUCAAGUUUCACAUGAAAGUAGCAUGGUACCUUGUGACACAUGUUUUUUGACACUGGCAAUAGUGUCCGCAUUUCUAAUCGUUUCUAUGGACGCAAGAUCAUGGGAUAUCGCUGUGGCAAUUGGUCAGCAAAUAGACUUUUUUGCACAAAAUAAAUCACAGGUCGGUCAAGCUUUGGUGUCCGAUGCCGAAGAGCUUACAGGUCUCGCAUAUGAUAGCAUAACGCAAACCUUAUACAUGAGCGAUGUCAAGGAUAACAAAGGUUCCAUGCUCAGCACCAAUUUGAGUAACAAGGACUCGGAGCCAUUUUCCAUGUUAAAUUAUGAAAAUGGAACAUCUAUAUCAUCGAUAGUUUUUGACCCAGAAACCAGGACUUUAUUUUGGACCGAUGGCUUACGCGAAACCUUAAUGAAGAUGCACGUUCCUUCAAAUGGGGAAUCCAUUCGUCCGUCGAUGUUACACAAUCUAAUGAUGCAUAAUCCUCACGGCAUAGCUCUAGAUAUUUGUAACAGAUACAUAUACUGGACAAACAGCAAUAGCACUGUCCAUAGCAUAGAAAGAUCAAGAUUGGAUGGUAGUGAGCGGAGUGUAAUCAUCGAUAACAAUCUAUACGCAGUUUAUGGUUUGGCCGUUGAUCAUACGUCUGCAAAAUUAUAUUGGAGCGACGACAUCGACACUGUUAAAUAUAAAAUAGAGCGAAGUAAUUUGGAUGGUACAGAAAGAGAGACGUUACAACGUGGCAGGUAUCACCUGCCAGUUUACCUAGCGGUAGACAACGAGGCGGUCUAUUGGGCUGAUUGGACGGCAAAAGCAGUUUGGAGGGUGAAAAAAAACAAGGGAGCCAAAGAUGAGCCUGACAAAUUUGCGUCCUACGAGAAAUCUCAUCCCUCUGCCUUCAUCAAGAGUAUAAUAACUCGGGACAAUGUUGGUAAACCUAAUUGCGAGGCUAUGUUGAGAGUGGAAAAAGAAAGGCAAAACCAUAAGGCUACACCUGCCAGUCCCAUGAAAUCCUCUAUUAACCUCACCACCAGCACCAAAGAAAUGAAUUCCACUACUAAAGCAAUACAACCUUGCUUGAACGAAGGUCACUACGACGAGCAAAAGGCAACUUGUCACUGUAGAAAUGGAUUCAGUGGGACACGAUGCGAAACAUCGGUGUGCCAUAAUUAUUGCGUUAACGGUCAUUGCGCCGUUGACUCUAAAGGGUUACCGGAAUGUACUUGCACUACCGCGUACAAUGGGGAAAGAUGUGAACGAGAUGUUUGCGAUGGAUAUUGUCUGAACAAUGGCGUAUGUUCAGUGUCUGCAACAGGGCCAUCUUGUAAAUGCGAAAAUUCUAGUGGAUCACGAUGCCAGUAUACGAAUGAGUUAGAUAAAUUCUGCUCCCUGUAUUGUAUGGGUACGAAAGAAAUGUUAAACAGCUUGAGCCUCACUUUUUGUAGGUGCAGCGAGCUGAAUGAGACAUUAUCGGAGGGGUUAAUCACUUCCGAACCACUCCUACAAUCCACUUUAAUUUUGUCGGUGCUUUUAGGGGUCAUCACUGUGCUUAGUUUAGUAGUCGCAGUGUUAAGUUACCAUGUCCAUAAAUUGAGACGUCGACCGAGAAUAAGGAAGCGUUUUGUAGUUAGCAAGGGUGGUGUUACGCCGCUCACCUCAAGGCCUCAGGGGUCAACAGACAGCUGUGAAAUUACUAUAGAAAAUUGUUGCAACAUGAACAUAUGCGAAACACCUUGUUUUGAACCAAAACUACGAGCUACUCCGACUAAAAGUAGUAGUACAAAAAAGGAGGAGAAAAAUUCGCUUCUGGAGAGUAUGGAAGGUGCGGAUUCUUGCUAGCAGAGACUUGAAUAUUCUACGGCACUCGCAGGUUAUAUAAGCUUGGAGUAAGAAUUUACCAAAAGAGAAGAAAGAUGCUUUACUAAUGAAACCAAAGGAAGAUUUUGCACUUGAUGUACCUAAAUCUAAUUUACGUAUAUGAAAAGUAAACUAGAUAGCCGAAUACUGCUCUCAUAUUUAUGACCUGCGGUGUAACUCUGAUAUACUGCGAUGUUUCUGCGAAUAACCAUUCAUCUUGCAUUGUACAUACAUACAUAUUGAUUUCUCUCUUGACAAAGAUUUAUUUUACCUGAAAGCAUUUUUAAGGUGAUGCUUUUUUUCUCCGUUUUAUUGUUUAUUUAUUUGCAAAAAAAAAAAAUUGCAUCUCUACCAUCUCGUAUAGCCUCGUGUUGUCCUCUGAAAAAUUUUAUCGUUGAUAUAAGAUAACAGACUCGUUAAUUUCAGUCAAACUCAAAUCAUCUGUCGAUGACAAUGAAGAACAAGAACCAUAUAACUUAUUUUUAAAAAAUGUAUUAUUUAAACUUCUUUUUUAUUUCGGCUAAUUUUACAUCUAAGACCGCUAUACGUUGUUUAAUUCUUAUUUAUGAUCAUCGAUCUGAACAAUUCUUAAUGCACUAAGGUUUUUGUUGUUCCUUUUCUUCGUCUUCUUAAUCUUUUUUUUUUCUUGAGAACGUUUUUGAUCUUUUACACUUUUCUGUCAUACUGAUCCCUUUUUCUCUACAAAUCCGUUGUAGUUGAAGCAAGAUCUAUCGCGGAAUUGAAAUGAAAUAUUUCUUAUAAGAAAAAUCAAAAGAGCCUUUGAAAAGUCUUGAUUUGUACAGCGGUAUUAGUCCUGCACAAAUGACCCAGGAUUAAGGAUGAGCAAGUGAAUGUUGAUAAAAUGUAGAGCUAAAGAAAAAAAAGAAACCCUAAAAUGCGAAAGUAUCGUGUAACAGGAUACCAUCGCAGUGACGAUGUUCCUAAGUGAGAUAUACUGUUUUAUGUGUCACGCAAUAAUCGUGAUUAAAUAAUAAUGAUAUGAUGAUUAAGGCAAAAGCUAGUGUUAAUAGAAGUUAGGCUUAAUUACUUAAUAAACGCAUGAGAACAUUUUUUCGUUAGGGGUAGUCGAUACGAAUAGAUUUCAUUUUUUUUUUCUAGUAGUAUUGAAUACAGUAUGUAUAAACAUGUAGUACAUACUAUAACUUAUUAGCAAAUGGCUGAAUAAUAGAAGAGCAUAUGAUUUUGAAUAAAAAAAAUAAUUAAAUAAAAAAAAUAAAAAAAAAUCAUGUACCGGAUUAGAAAUGAAAGAUGAAAAAUAUAGAUGAUACUGUUACCAGACGAAAUUUGAGUUUUUUCAAAAAUAUUCUAACAAAAAAUUGAUGAACUCAGUUUUUAAUUUAAAAUACUUAGAAUAUUUCUCCUCUGUACAACGCCUUGGCGAGAAAAAAAAUUUCAAUAUGAACACAGAUGUGUAAAUGUUCAUUGUUCUAUCAAUAUAUUAUUUACAAUUAUUUUAAAAGUUUCUUAGGAUGUCUCUUUAAAUGAAAUUUCUUAUUUUCUAACUGAUCGUCUGACGUAUAGCAUUACAUAAUAUAGUAUGGUACUUGGCAGUUGAGCUUGAGGAAAAUAUUCUCGUUUUCAAUAAUAUACAACGUUUAAUCUCAUCGAUACACGAACUAUUGGAUCAAAAUUUUUAUACCCAUAAAUAUUAUAACAAAAUUAACUCGACUGAGGUUGGCACAGGAAAUGUGCCGAUAAGUCAAUUUGCAUAUUUGAGGGUCUGUACUUUGCAGUUUAUACCUGAUACUAUCAUAGAGGGUAUGAGUGUCCAAAAUAAUAUUUCUUGCAAGAUGGAAUGAUGAUUCUUCCUAUUUGAAAAAUGGGAAAAAAAAAAUUCAUAGUUGUAACAGAGACUGAAUAUUUUUAAGGAAAACCAAAUGAUUCCUAGAUUUAUCUGUCAGGUAAAUAAAAAAACAAUGAAGAUAUUUAAAAGAAA